GAUAAUUGUCCGAGAGUUCCCGAUUGAGUCGAUGUAACACGAUUGUAAAAUCGUUUGAUAUCUAGUAUAUUUCCGUAUAAAAAAUGGCAGCAUCCAUGCAACAAGUGCCUACAGGACAGCAGCCGCAACCCCAAGCUGCAAAAGAUAUCGAGAUUGACCCUAUCGUGAAAGUAAAACAAGCAUUGCUUCCAAGAUUGAAAGAGUCAAUUGUGAAUUUGAUGAAUAUAUCGGGGAAAAUACUGCGCCAGAAUGUGAUGUCAGAAGAAAACUACAAGCCAGCUGAAACUAUCCAACAGAUGUAUGAACGUAGUAUGGAGGACUUCUAUUCAUUAUGUGAUCAAGUGGAGUCUAAUCUUAGACUGGCACUAGAAAUGCAGGCUCAACAAUUGGACAGCACUAAGUACACUCCAGCACCUGUGCAUAUUCCAAAAUCGACAGACAGUAUGGGUAUAAGUGAGCAGUCUAUUCCAUACCCGCAGUUCCUAGUCACAGUGAAACAGCAAAUUACAUAUGCUAAGGACAUGUUCGAGAUCUUGGCAGAAUUUACAAAAAAUUUUAGUGAGAGAUGUUGAGUGUCUACAGUGAGAGAUGUUUGUGUUAAAAAUAACUAUGUAUGUUAGAGUCUUCUUUGUUUGCCUGAGCAUGUAGUUCUCACUGUUUAACUCUGAUGGUCAUAGGUGCCUUAUGCCCUUAUUGUUUUGUGUGCAUUGUCAAAGUUAAUGGUCUUGUUACCAUUAUUAAGGCCACAUUGAUGAUCAAAUCUUGAUGAAACAUUGUCAGAAUUAUUUAUUUUACAAAAUCAAUUCCCAGUUUGAAUAUCAGUCCAAAAACUGGUUCAACAAGUCUAAUUUUAUAACAAAAGGGCCGAGAUGGCCCUAGUUCGCUCACCUGAGAGGAGUGGUUCAUUCAAUCUUUACCAAAUGUCAAUUUUACCUAGAUAUUGUCCAGAAAAACAUCCUGGUCAAGUUUCAUCAUUAUUUCAUCUGCAAGUCAUGAUCAAUAUACCUAUGAAGUUUCAUGAACUUAGGCAUAAGCGUUCUUGAGUUAUCAUCCAGAAACCAUUUUACUAUUUCAGGUCACCGUGACCUUGAACUUUGACCUAGUGACCUGAAAAUCAACAGGGGUCAUCUGCGAGUCAUGAUCAUUGUACCUAUGAAGUUUCAUGAUCCUAGGCAUAAGCGUUCUUGAGUUAUCAUCCAGAAACCAUUUUACUAUUUCAGGUCACCGUGACCUUGACCUUUGACCUAGUGACCUGAAAAUCAAUAGGGGUCAUCUUCGAGUCAUGAUCAAUGUACCUAUGAAGUUUCAUGAUCCUAGGCAUAAGCGUUCUUGAGUUAUCAUCUGGAAACCAUUUUACUAUUUCAGGUCACCAUGACCUUAACCUUUGACAUAGUGACCUGAAAAUCAAUAGGGGUCAUCUGCGAAUCAUGAUCAAUGUACCUAUGAAGUUUCAUGAUCCUAGGCAUAAGCGUUCUUGAGUUAUCAUCCGAAAACCAUUUUACUAUUUCGGGUCAUCGUGACCUUGACCUUUGACCUAGUGACCUGAAAAUCAAUAGGGGUUAUCUGCGAGUCAUGAUCAAUGUAUCUAUGAAGUUUCAUGAUCCUAGGCAUAAGCGUUCUUGAGUUAUCAUCCGGAAACCAUUUUACUGCUUUGGGUCACCGUGACCUUGACCUAGUGAACUGAAAAUCAAUAGGGGUCAUCUGCGAGUCAUGAUCAAUGUAUCUAUGAAGUUUCCGAGUUAUCAUCCGGAAACCACUGGUGGACGGACGGACUGACAUGAGCAAAACAAUAUACCCCCUCUUCUUCGAAGGGGGGGGGGGGGGGGGUAAUGAGAAAACUGCCCUUCUCCCAGCAGCCAUGUUAUUCAACUGACCGGAACCAUUUUUGAACUCAACUCUCGUAUGAAGGAAACAAAUGUUCUGAGCAAAUUUCAUGAAAAUUGGGCCAAAAAUGUGGCUUCUACUGUGUUCACAUGUUUUCACUACAUACAUAUAGAGGAAAAUGCCCCGCCCAUUGGCAGCCAUGUUUUUUCACUGAUCCCGACCAUUUUCAAACUCGUCCGAGAUAUCAAUAAAACCAACUUUCAUGAUGAUUGGGCAAAAAUUGUGACUUCUAGAGUGUUUUCAAGGUUUCUCUAUAGCCAAAUAGGGAAAACUGCCACUAUAUACAUAUAGAGAAAAAUGCCCCACCCACUGGCGGCCAUGUUUUUUCACCGAUCUCGACCAUUUUCGAAUUUGUCCGAGACAUCAAUUAAACAAAUGUUUUGACCAACUUUCAUGAUGAUUGGGCAAAAAUUGUGACUUCUAGAGUGUUUACAAGGUUUCUCUAUAGCCAAAUAAGGAAAAUUGCCCCGCCCACUGGCAGCCAUGUUUUUCAACGGAUCGGAACCCCUUUUGAACUCAACCAAGAUAUCAUUAAGACAAACAUUUUGACAAAGUUACAUGAAGAUUGGGCAUGAAAUGUGACUUGUACAGUGUUUACAAGGUUUUUCUUUUUUUUGACCUAGUGACCUAGUUUUUGACCCGGCACAACCCAGUUUCGAACUCGGCCGAGAUUUCAUUGGGACAAAGCUUCUGACCAAGUUUCAUGAAGAUGGGACAAGAAAUGUGGCCUCUAGAGUGUUUACGAGCAAAUGUUUAAGGACGGACGGACAUACGACGGACAAAGACCGGUCACAAAAGCUCACCUGAGCAAUCAGGUGAGCUCAAAACCUUGCAACCUUUAUAGGCAACAUUUAUGACUCAAUCUUGGUGUAAUCUGGUCAGAAUGUUUAUCAUUACAGUACCCUUUUAAACACUCUAGAUGUCACAUUUUCAAUCUCAAUGAAACUUGAUCAGAACAUCUGUUUUAAUAAUAUAUUAGAAGAGUUCGAAAAUGGUUUGUUUCCUUUAAAAAACAUGGGAAGUUUUACUUGUAUUGCUUUUUUGAAACUUUGUUAAUUCUCUAUUGGCCACAUUUAUUCCAAUCUUCAUGAAACUUGGUCAGAACAUUUGUCUAAAUGAGAGCUUUGCUGAGUUUGAAACUGGGUCCCAUAAGGUCAGAAACUAGGUCAACAGGUAAAAUCUUAGUAGAACCUUGGUAACACGCCAAAGGUACACAUAUGACUCCAUCUUAAUGAAAUAUGACUCGAUCUUAAUGAAAUGUCAGGAUGUUAAUCUUGACUCAAUCUAGGCGUAGUCAGAAUCUAGGUCAUGUGUGUUAAAAAAAACUAGGUCACCAGGUUAAAUGUAAGAAAAACUCUGUUACUACUCAAGAGGACCCAUUAUAAUGACUCAAUCUUGAUAAAACUUAGAAUUUUUAUUUUGACAUUUCUGUGCGGAGUUUGAAGCUGGGUCACAUGUAUCCAGAACUAAGAUCAUUAGAUCAAAUCUUUUAAAAACGUUUGCCAUCUAGAGGCCAAAUUUUUGACUCAAUGUUGAUGAAACUUAGUAUGUUUAUCUUGAUAAGAUGUUAGAAAUACUAGUUACCACUUGAAUAAAAAAUGAUACUCGAUCACAAUGAAAUUUGGUGAGAAUGUUAAUCUUGACAAUAUCUAGAAUGAGUUCAAAGCUGGGUUCACGAUAGUGGCAACUUUUAUGUCUCAAUAUUUGUGAGAAUGUCUAUCUUUACAAUUUCGAAACCAAGUUCCUUGUUAUCACUAUAUAGGCCAGAUUUAUGGCUCUAUCUUAAAAUAUCUUGGCCGAGUUCCAAUUUGGGUCAUAUGUUUUCAAAACCUUGGUCACCCGAUCAAAUCUUAGGAAAAAUUGUGACCAUUCUAGACGCCACAUUUAUGUCUCAAUCUCUAUGAAAAUUUGUAAGAAUGUCUACCUGACAAUAUCUAGGCCAUGUUCCUUGAUAUUUUUAGGACCCAGUCCGCGCAUUCACAGGAAUGACUAAUUAACAUUCUCCAGCAAGAAAUGCAACUAAACGCAAUAUAAAUGUCUUAAUAUAAAUUCAUAUAUGUGUAUUCACUAUUUUAACUCUAUGUUUCAAGUGUUUUAUUUACAACGUUUAUUAUUGAAAUGGCUUAAUAAAAGUUGUAUGGAAGAUGUUA
This is a messenger RNA of Dreissena polymorpha, 4034 nucleotides long. Its product is annotated as mediator of RNA polymerase II transcription subunit 29-like. Bases 84 to 572 code for a protein of 162 amino acids. Gene Ontology annotation, molecular function: transcription factor binding; transcription coregulator activity. Gene Ontology annotation, cellular component: mediator complex. Lineage: Eukaryota; Metazoa; Mollusca; Bivalvia; Myida; Dreissenidae. Gene Ontology annotation, biological process: regulation of transcription by RNA polymerase II. The transcript is spliced from 4 exons. The record is from RefSeq and is a predicted model, not a curated record.